CUGGAAUACAGCUCUGAAUGUAAUUGGAGGAACUAGUUCCGUUUGCUAGUGACUCAAAAUUCCGAAUCAGCCGUCAUCUGUGGAUUCCCAACGUUCAAUAGCGUGCAGAGGAUUGACUUAAAAUGUUGGGGCUUCAACGAUUCGCCGGCACUUUUGUCACCCAGUUGUACCGCCGUGCGGCGUACAGCAGCAAUGUUCGGGUGGCGGGAGUUCCGUUGACCACCGCUGGGGGUCAAACGGACGGAGGGGAGCCGGAGUCCCGAACGCCGGCUGCAGAGGCGGUGGCAAAAAAGCCCAGAGGCAAUAUGGUAGCCGCUGCCUUUGAGUCUCUGAAAAACGACAAUCCUAAGGAUGAGAGCAAGAAUCUGGCCUCCAGCAAGAUAGACGAGCGCAUCAUUAAUGCCAAGACGGUCAAUGGACUGUUAGCUAUCACGGAGAACAAUACCGCCUUCUCAAGAAAGCAUGCCCUUAGAAUCGUCUCCAUCCUGGCCGAGUGGAGCACCUUGGAUCGGGUAAAGAUCUCCGAGUUCGAGAAUGACACCAGAUUCCUGCGCAUUUGCCGGAUGUUGGGCAGGACUGUGCCGAAGAGUAAUGGUAACAACAACAAAACUGUGGCAGAUACCAAUAGCGCUUCAAAGCGUAUUUCUGGCUUCCGGACGGAUGAUCUGAACACGGUGCUCGGCGUAGCCGGUGAUGAUGAGGCGGCCAAGCUUAUAGCCAGCAUCAGUCUGCCCCAAAUGGUCAAGGUGAUGAGCACGCUAGCGCAACGAAAGAGGCGUAGUACUCCUCUCCUUCGAUCCCUGGCUUUCAACAUUAGCAGCGCCCCGGAGGCACUGGAUCUGAAGCAAUCAGCAGAUGUUCUCUAUGCCAUGUCAACGUUGAACUUCCAGGACUCGGUUCUGGGCGCCAAGGUGUGUGCAGAUGUUCAAACAGCACUGCCCAAAAAUGUGGAGAAGUCCGCUGUCGUGGGUUCCAUCAUCACCAGCCUGGGCAUUCUGCGUUACCGGGAUUUGGACAUUUUGGAAUCGCUGACCCAGUGGCUCUUGAAGAACAGUGAAAUCUGCCGGCCUCAAGAUCUCAGCGCCUACUUUCUUACCUCAGCUUUGCUUAACUUCAAAAGCGCCCAGCUGGAAGAAGUAAGCAACAAGCUGGUUAAGUCCAUUGUGCGCGAGGACUUUACCAAGCAAUCUGAAUGGCUAAGCUUUGUGUGGUCGCUCACAAUGUUGGGUCUAGUGGAACACAACCACUUGGCAUCUGUUUUGAGUGCGGACUUCCUAGAGACUUUAGAAAAGGACAAGGGUGGCGUUACAGCCACCUCCAAAAUGAGGCUACUUAACCUGAACAGCUAUGCCCACUUACUAGCCACAGAUUACAAAGGUCCCCUGCUCAGCGCAGACAGUUCUGUCUACCAAGUGCCCAUGGCGCACCCCAAGUCAAAGCAAACGCUGGUUAAUGGCAUGCUGGAUGCCCUUAAGAGUCUGCUGCCGGCCAGCAAUCAUUUCCAGAGUGCGGUGGACAGUAAAAUGGGUUUCCUCAUAGAUGCACUGUGCCACUUUGACGCUAACCGAAAUCCCCUGCCUUUGGACAAAGAAAACCCCAAUGCCGUUAGGGUUGCGCUGAUGGUCAUCGACUUCCAUGACAUUUGCCACGGAACGCAUCGCAGCGGCAGCGGCGUUACGAAUCUGACGUUUGACCUGCUGGAAAAGAGUGGCUACCACGUGAUUCCCGUGCCCUACAAUGAGUUCAGUACCAGCGACAAACUACUGAAGCGCGUUCAGUAUUUGGAAGCGAAGUUCAAGGCGAUUGCAAGUAGCAAAUAGUUGCAAUUGUAGUUUAUUUAAUUUUUCUUGUAAUGAUUGAUUAUUAUCUGAAUUGUUUAAAUUUUGUAAAUGUAAAAUUAGGCGCUGAAUUACAAGCUAAACCCAAA
This is a messenger RNA of Drosophila ficusphila, 1927 nucleotides long. RefSeq names its product FAST kinase domain-containing protein 4. Gene Ontology annotation, cellular component: mitochondrial matrix; ribonucleoprotein granule. NCBI's taxonomy places the organism in Eukaryota, Metazoa, Arthropoda, Insecta, Diptera, Drosophilidae. The coding region runs from base 123 to 1820 and encodes 565 amino acids. Gene Ontology annotation, biological process: mitochondrial RNA processing; regulation of mitochondrial mRNA stability. The record is from RefSeq and is a predicted model, not a curated record. Gene Ontology annotation, molecular function: RNA binding. The transcript is spliced from 7 exons.